CUCUCUCUGUUAAAGAAGAGAAGAACUCUCUCUAAUCUCUAUCUCUCUUCUCCUUCUUCUUCAAUUUUGAUCAUUCGUCGAAUCUGCUUCUCCUCAAGUGAAAGCAUUUUAAUUUCAAGAAUUUCUGCUUCGAUUGUUGGUUUUUCGAUUAGAAGAGGCGGAAAAAGAAUGGCGACGGUAAAUGGGUACACAGGAAAUACUCCGGCGGCGGCUACGCCGGCAGCCACCGGAUCAAAGCAACCUGCUCCUCCGACUAAAACCGUCGAUAGUCAAUCCGUUCUCAAAAGGCUGCAGUCUGAACUAAUGGGCUUGAUGAUGGGAGGUGAUCCAGGGAUAUCGGCUUUUCCAGAGGAAGACAACAUAUUCUGUUGGAAAGGAACAAUCACAGGAAGUAAAGACACUGUGUUUGAAGGAACUGAGUACCGACUUUCCCUCUCGUUCUCAAACGAUUACCCUUUUAAAGCUCCCAAAGUUAAGUUUGAGACGUGCUGCUUCCACCCCAAUGUGGAUCUCUAUGGCAAUAUUUGCUUGGACAUUCUUCAGGAUAAAUGGUCUUCCGCUUAUGAUGUGAGGACGAUAUUACUCUCAAUUCAGAGCCUUCUUGGAGAACCGAACAUCAGCUCACCAUUGAACAACCAAGCAGCUCAGCUUUGGAGCAAUCAAGAAGAAUACAAGAAGAUGGUUGAGAAGCUCUACAAGCCUUUAAACGCAUGAUUCUCAUUUCUCAAAUAGCCUCUGUAACUUGUUAAAUCACAACUGUCCUGGAUCAUGUUACUUCUACUUUUAUAAUCUCGGUGUGAGCCAGUAUUAGGAAUCAAAACCCUCUUACUACAGAAGUUACAAUUGCAUAAA
Capsella rubella is the source of this 852-nucleotide messenger RNA. Its product is annotated as ubiquitin-conjugating enzyme E2 19. The transcript has 6 exons. Lineage: Eukaryota; Viridiplantae; Streptophyta; Magnoliopsida; Brassicales; Brassicaceae. The record is from RefSeq and is a predicted model, not a curated record. The coding region runs from base 169 to 714 and encodes 181 amino acids.